CAUUCCUUGGCCCGUUUACUCUCGGGAGAAUCUUCCAUCGCACAGGAGUUUCAUGGAAACAAGCAGGAGGAGGAAGUGUGUCUUGAGCAUCGAUGGCGGUGGAGUGAGGGGUGUUAUUCCCGCAACGAUUUUAGAGUACCUCGAGGAGUGCUUACAGGAGCUAGAUGGCCCUAGCGCCAGGCUCGCGGAUUACUUUGACACCAUCGCUGGAGCCAGCACUGGAGGGAUCAUCGCUGCAAUGCUGGGGACUCCCGGCAAAGACAAUCGGCCAAGGUUCACGGCGAAAGAGGUCACUGGGUUUUACUUUGCGAAUGCGCAGAAGAUAUUCCCGCAGUACUUUCUCAAAAGCGCUGCUGGAUUCUUCGGGCCAAAGUACUCCGAGAAGCCUCUGGAGAGUCUCCUCCGCGAGUAUAUUGGCGACUUAAAGAUGGGAGACACACUCGCUCCUCUCGUUAUUCCAACCUUCGACACUAAACUCCAGCAGCCUGUGAUCUUCGCAACGUCAGAGGCCAAAACAAACGAACCCAAGAAUGCGUUUCUACGAGAUGUUGUCCGGGGCACCAGCGCGGCUCCAACUUAUUUGCCUCCAAAAUAUUUCAAGAUGCCUACAGGAGAGGAAUUCAACCUGGUUGAUGGCGGCCUCGCCGCAAACAAUCCAACCUUUUUAGCCAUUGUUCAAGCUCUCAAGGACUCGCAAGCUCAGGAUCCAGGAUUAGUAGGCACUAAACUGCUCGAGAAAUUCGAGGACUUGCUGGUGAUCUCUCUUGGUUGUGGCAAUCAAACCGUGAGCUACACGGCCAAGGAGAUAGCAACAUGGGGGCCUCUUGGCUGGGUGGUUCAUCAGAACGGGGCUCCAAUCAUCAGCAUUUUCUCUAACGCAAGCUCCGACAUGGUCGACUACACCAUCUCGUCGCUCUUCCGGCUUGGUGUAUGCGAGCAGAACUUCCUUCGGAUUCAGACUUCUGAGCUCGAGGGCAGCAUUGCCGAAGUUGACAACUCGAGCUUGGAGAAUUUGAAGAAACUGGUCACGGUUGGGAAAGGUUUGUUGAAACAGCGAGUGCAAAUGGUGAAUUUGGAAACUGGUGCCUAUGAAGUUGUUGUCAAUAGGACUGAAACCAACCAAGAAGCCAUUAAGAGGAUGGCUACCCGGUUAUCACAAAAUAGAAAGGACAGAAUUCCAUAACACUUUCCAAACUAUUUUUCAGCUAAGACUUUUAAUAAUUGUUUGAUUCCAGAAACUC
Molecule: messenger RNA, 1241 nt
Organism: Selaginella moellendorffii
Lineage: Eukaryota; Viridiplantae; Streptophyta; Lycopodiopsida; Selaginellales; Selaginellaceae
Product: patatin-like protein 2
Exons: 7
Coding region: 53-1183 (376 amino acids)
Biological process (GO): lipid metabolic process
Molecular function (GO): glycerophospholipase activity; monoacylglycerol lipase activity
Source: RefSeq, a predicted model, not a curated record